AUGACGACGUCUCCUAUAUAUACGGGGGAGAUAUCCUCGGAUGAGGAAAAAGAUAUGCCCCACUCCCUCUCCAUCUUGGAUGAGUGGCAGGCAGAGGCCUCCGACUCUGACAAAGGCGAUUGGGGCUCCAACGCCUACGUAAAGGAGACAUUCCUGGGUGAUCCCCAGUGUAAUGGAGAGGCGGAAUCCUCCACCACAGCCACCACGCAGGAACAAGAAAUAUUCCUGAACGCCACGGGGCAGAGAAUGUUUGUUCCCAGGAACAUUCGGCACCCCUGCUCAGGGGAAAGAUGA
Pelobates cultripes (western spadefoot toad) is the source of this 294-nucleotide messenger RNA. The record is from the annotation of a GenBank genome assembly. NCBI's taxonomy places the organism in Eukaryota, Metazoa, Chordata, Amphibia, Anura, Pelobatidae.